Molecule: messenger RNA, 1549 nt
Organism: Perca flavescens (yellow perch)
Lineage: Eukaryota; Metazoa; Chordata; Actinopteri; Perciformes; Percidae
Exons: 9
Coding region: 61-1473 (470 amino acids)
Source: RefSeq, a predicted model, not a curated record
AUACGGUGUUUUUUCAACUGUUCUGUCGUCUUACAAGCUGUCAACUUAUCAAACGAGAUAAUGAAGAAGACAACCAACUUCUUUCCCGGAAAGACUAUGGUGUCUUUCAGGAAGGGUCCAUCAGGUCAUCUGCGGCAGGAUCCCUCUGACGAGGCCAUGCGGAUCAAAAAGAACCCUUCUCUUCAGGACAAGUCUCCCCCUCAGAGACAUGACCUUGUGAAGACCAAUGCUCUCACUGUGGUCUUUGAGCGGGGAGGGGAUGUGUCUGACCGACUGGAGGUGAUGGGGGAGUAUGUGCUGCAGUUUGGCAAGUACAAGGGUAAAUUGUUUAGGUGGCUCCUGGAAAAUGAUGUUGGCUACACCAUCUACCUGAUGAAAAAGGUAGAGGAGGAGGAGAGAGAUGGGACCUUCAACCCUCAGGGACACAACAAGGACAGCCUGCUGUCAUUUCUGGACUAUGCCAGGAGCUUCCAGGAAAUUAGGGACCUCAGGGAGUAUCUAGCUUCCAGGCUGCCUGCGCCACCAGUGGCAUCAGAGGGUGACAAUACUGUCGGCUUUGGAGCCAGGGCAAAGGACACCUGGAGGCAGAUCUGGGAGAGCAGGGCAGACGGAUAUGCUGCCUUCAUCGUAGGAGUAAAGUGCAUCAAAAACAGCAAGAUGUACAACCUGCAGCAGUACAUCCUCAAGCAGCAGAGGGCUGAGUCUGGGGAGUCCUGUCCACCACCUGCAGGAGUCUCCACUACAUCAGCUGCCCCUACACCGCCUACAUCUAGCAUUCUAGCGAUGGAGGAAGACGAGGAGUUGGAGAGGGGGAUGCUGAAUCUGUCUCCCUGUAAAUUUGCCACUGAACUAAGACCAGCAGCAGUCUCCAGAGCCCCGGCUGUGUCUCCACCAACAGCACACAGGACGGAGCCAACAGCGACUGUUUCCAGACCUGCCGAGCCUGAUGACUCCUCUGGGAUUGUUGCUUCUGUGAAAGCCACGACAAAGGCCCCGCUGCCGGUCCCUCCUCAGCUGCUCGCCCUCGCCCCACAGCUUGGGGUAGAAGAACAGGCGCCUAAUGUGUUGAGACAAAAGCCUGGGAUAACAUCAGCUCCAUUUCUUCCUGAAGAGUUACCAUCAGUGGAAGCACAGAGAGACACUGUCCCUGAUGAAGCUCUGCCAAGUCCAGCACCAUCUGUCCCUUUAGAUGUGCCACACCAGCCUGCAGCCUCUGUCCCUGGCUAUGCUCAGGAUGUAGCGCAGUGGAACUGCUCCCACCAGCAGAAAAUUUGGAUGAAGACUGAGCUGGAGGCGUUGGGGCUGUGGCCGGGGUCACGUCCUGUUCGUCAUCCUAUGAACAUGCUGUCCUUGUGGCGUAAUCCACCUCAGCCUGAGCUCAUAGACUCAAUCUCUGAGCUGCCAUCACCUAAAUACUGUCAGCUUCAUCCUUUUUCAUUUGGAAGCCGGAGCACACAAUCAUGGAGAGGGUAAGGAACAAUUACAUCUUGCCCUGCCUUCAUGAUUGUCCCAACCCUCAGGUAGCUUCUUCUGGCAUUGGAAGGCCAAG